AUGGCCGUCUACCUCGACUACAACGCAUCCACACCGCUGUGCGCCGAGGCGCGGACAGCCAUGUCGGCCUUCCUUGCCGAGAGCAGCCACAUGUCACUGUGCGGCAACCCGUCGUCGAGCCAUGGCUAUGGCACUGCUGCCGCGGGUGUGGUAGACUCGGCGCGCGCGUCGGUGGCGGCCAUGCUUGGCGUACCCGACGCUCGCGACUCGAUUGUCUUUACAUCGGGCGGGACAGAGGCCAACAACUGGGCCAUCAAGGGCCUGCUGCCGCAUCUGACCGCCUCGGGCAAGACCCAUGUCGUGACCUCCAACGUCGAGCAUCCGGCCGUUGAAGUCGUCCUCGCGUCGCUCGAGGCCGCAGGCGCGUUGACCGUCACCCGUGUGGCUGUCGAUGCCCACGGCUGCGUCUCGGCCGAUGCAGUCGACGCAGCUCUCCGACCAGAGACGGGCCUUGUCACCCUCAUGCUUGCCAACAACGAGAUCGGGAGUCUCAACCCGCUGCAGGCCAUCGCCGAGCUCUGCGCCGCCCGCGGCAUCAUCGUCCACACUGACGCGUCGCAGGCUGUGGGCAAGAUCCCCGUCGACGUCUCCUCGCUCGGCGUGGACCUGCUCACUGUCGCCGGCCACAAGCUGUACGCACCCAAGGGCAUCGGCGCGCUGUACAUUGCGCCGCAACUCGGGCCGCUCCUCGAGCCGCUCAUGCACGGCGCCGGCCACGAGCGCGGCCGCCGUGCCGGUACCGAGGCUACGCUGCUGCUGGCGGGCCUUGGCGCGGCGGCGCAGGCGGUUGUCGACCACCUCGAAGACCGGGCAGCGCACAUGGCCGCGACCCGCGACAUGCUGUGGACUACGCUCGUUACCGAGCUCGAGGCUGUCGAGCUUGUGCGCAACUCGCCUGCAUCCGGCCUGCCAAACACGCUCUCGGUCUCGUUCCCGGACGUGCUUGCAUCGGAUCUGCUUGAAGCGGUGCGUGAUGAGGUGGCUGCAUCCGCCGGUGCGGCGUGCCACGCCGGCGAAGUCACCAUCUCGCGCGUCAUUGCCGCUAUCGGCGUCCCCGACAAAUGGGCGCGCGGCACGCUUCGGCUCUCUACCGGCCUGUACCUCACUGAGGACGAGGCGGCAGCGGCAGGGCGGGCGCUGGCACACGGGUACCGGGCGCUGCAAGCGUAA
This is a messenger RNA of Thecamonas trahens ATCC 50062, 1170 nucleotides long. Its product is annotated as cysteine desulfurase. The coding region runs from base 1 to 1170 and encodes 389 amino acids. The transcript has a single exon. Gene Ontology annotation, cellular component: cytosol; mitochondrion. Gene Ontology annotation, molecular function: cysteine desulfurase activity. Gene Ontology annotation, biological process: iron-sulfur cluster assembly. The record is from RefSeq and is a predicted model, not a curated record. NCBI's taxonomy places the organism in Eukaryota, Apusomonadida, Apusomonadidae.